Messenger RNA from Camellia sinensis, 1046 nucleotides. The record is from RefSeq and is a predicted model, not a curated record. Lineage: Eukaryota; Viridiplantae; Streptophyta; Magnoliopsida; Ericales; Theaceae.
CGUUUCAAGUGGAGAGACUACCUCGCGGUGUCUUCAAGUGUCAUGCAUGCAUUUUGUGCAUCUGUUUCCUCUGCAUGCAAACACUCUCUCUCUCUCUCUCUCUCUCUCAAAACCCUCUCUCUUUAUAUAUAUAUAUAUAUGUCUACUCUCUCUGUCUCAACCUCCCAUCCCCACCUCUCAAAAACCUCAAUCGCAAUCUCAAUCACCGUCACCGACUCCACUUCUCUGUCGCAGAUUCUCUUCAAAAUUUGGUACUCUGUUUUUUCCGGAGCAAAUCAAAACCAGAACACACACACCGACUCUAUUGUAGUCAUGCUUAUCUGCAUGUGAUUGUCUCAUCCAAGUUCUCAUUCCAUAGAUUACUACUAGGUUUGAUUUGGGUCAAAUGGCAAAGAUUUUGCAUGAACAAAGCGUGCCAAGCGACGACGACGUUUCAAUGGAAGGAAGGUUGGGGUUUGAAAUCCGGUGCUUUUGCUACUCUCUGUUUCAACUGCGGAUCUGCAUAUGAGAAUUUACUUUACUGUGAGAUGUUCCAUUUGGAGGAAUCUGGUUGGAGGGAAAGCAGGUUAUGUCGAGAGCGUAUCCACUGUGGAUGCAUUGCUUCCAAGUAUUUGUAUGACUACUUGGAUUUUGCGGGCAUAGGGUGUGUAAGCUGCACAAAGAGUUUGGAGACUCGCUCAAUAAGACCUAUUCAGAUUUCAAACAAUGAUAUUUCUCAUGGGUUUGGCCCAUUCACAGCAAACAACAUCGGUGAUCUGCAAUCCUCUUACGUUGAACAUAGAAUGGGUGGCAUCAGCCUUGACAAGGAGAAAUUUACGCAGUUGAGCAAAUCUAUGAAUGCAAAUGAGCUCAGCCAUUGCCCUCAAACUCAGAGGGGUGAUACUAAUGCCUCUAUUGAGCAAAUCCAACGAGAAUAAAUUGUAUUUCCUAAUGGGGAAGUUCGUGCAGGCUUUCCAGAUCUGAUACGGCGAUCUGUUGGAUCAUCUAUUUUUGCUAUACCAAAAACUAACAGGCCAAUACUAGGGGAAAAAGAUAUGUAUAAAUCA